AUGGUCUCAGCAUCGACGGCGGUGACGGUGACGUCGAAAUCUAAGGUGGCAGUGGCGCCUCGGACAACACUGAUACCGACCCUAGUGAGACGGCCGAAGCCGGUGGAGGUCUCGGUGACGGCGAAUUCACUGGUCUCGGACUGGCGGGUGACGGGGACGAGGCUUUUGACCACGUUGACGAUGCGGCGGGGGGCAGGGCCGGCGAGGGCAGCGGAGAAGAAGAGGGCGAGGCAAGCGAUAAACUUUGCGGAGACCAUUAUGGGAUAUAGUUUAGUGAGGCGGAGGGAUGCGAAGGGAAUUGGCUCAAGAUUUGUGUGUGGGAAAGUUGGAAGCGGGAAGCCAUUCGGGUGUGGUUUUAUAGGGAAGUGAGAGGAGGGGAGAAUUGGAUGGCUGCAUUGGCUGAGAAGGAAUGAUGGUGCCCGAGGAUGGACAGAGAGGACGUGGUGACAAGAUGACUCCAGUGACCAGGAUGGUACAGAAAUGCCAUAAGCUUUGAGGAUGGGGAAUGACGAUUAGAGAAAGUCCACGGUUGCAAUUUAGUUUUUGUUUAAAUCAUGUGCCAUGACCUGGGGAAUUGCCGAUUCCUUGGUGGCAAUGAAGAAGGAAAUGAGGAACUUAAGAUGGUGACGACGAAGUGAAAUCAGAAUUAGAGGGUAUGGAAGGAUGCGGCUGGCGGAGUGAAGGAAUAAGUGAAGGCAAAGUGUCGAUGCAUGCGGAGGAAUGGGAUGCAAAUUGGUGAAGAUAUUGAGGCAGGGUAGGUCUUCGAAACAAGAAAGGGGAGCCUUUGUGACAGGAAGUCAUAAGGCAUAAUCGUGAGCGAAAGGAGACGUGACUGUGGCGAGAUUAAAGCUGUUUGUUUGUGAA
This is a messenger RNA of Chondrus crispus (carragheen), 864 nucleotides long. RefSeq lists its product as hypothetical. The record is from RefSeq and is a predicted model, not a curated record. The transcript is spliced from 2 exons. Bases 1 to 369 code for a protein of 122 amino acids. Lineage: Eukaryota; Rhodophyta; Florideophyceae; Gigartinales; Gigartinaceae.